This is a messenger RNA of Apis dorsata (giant honeybee), 1668 nucleotides long. Its product is annotated as sodium/potassium/calcium exchanger 3-like. Gene Ontology annotation, molecular function: calcium channel activity; calcium, potassium:sodium antiporter activity. Gene Ontology annotation, cellular component: membrane. The record is from RefSeq and is a predicted model, not a curated record. NCBI's taxonomy places the organism in Eukaryota, Metazoa, Arthropoda, Insecta, Hymenoptera, Apidae. The coding region runs from base 104 to 1609 and encodes 501 amino acids. The transcript has 9 exons. Gene Ontology annotation, biological process: calcium ion transmembrane transport; intracellular calcium ion homeostasis.
AGCGAAUCAAAAUUAGUAUCAUACCGAACGGCAAAUUACAUCUUUGAUUCGAUCAAAGGAAAAUUUUUUCUAAUUAAUUAAUUAAAAUAAUUAGGAUUUUACGAUGAUAAAAAAACACAGACAAAUGAUAGGUUACAAAAUAUAUUACAUGAUUAUUAUUCCAACAAUAUAUUUAAUUUUCAUAAAUAUUUUAUCAAUAUUUUUCCUAAAUAAUAUAAGUGCGAAUAAUCCUACGGAUAUACAAUUUCGAAAAUUAUUACAAAUUGGAUUAACUACUAUUGAACCUGGAAAAAACAGAGUAGACAAUUGUACUCCUCCAGCGAUCAAAGAAUUUCCAUCUGAUGGCCUUACUCGAGAACAAAGACAAUUAGGAUUUAUAUUGAUACAUUUUGUAAUAGCAAUUUAUAUGUUUCUGUUACUUGCUAUUGUUUGUGAUGAUUUUUUUGUGCCAUCAAUUAAAAAAAUUUGCGAUAAGAUUAACGUUUCAGAAGAUGUCGCAGGAGCGACAAUUAUGGCAACAGCUAGUUCUAGUCCGGAACUAUUCAUUAAUAUUGUAGGUACUUUUAUUACAGAGGGAGAUUUAGGUGUUGGUACGAUUGUUGGUUCUGCAGUUUUCAAUAUAUUAGCGGUACCUGCAUGUUGUGGUUUAUUUGCAAAUCAGAUAUUGAACUUGGAAGCAUGGCCUGUAACGCGAGAUACCAUUGCAUAUGCAAUUACUGUCCUUUUAUUAAUUUUGACUUUACGAGAUGGUCGUAUUGAAUGGUACGAAGCAUUGAUUCUUGUUCUCUCAUAUUUCUUAUAUAUUUUAGUAAUGUGUUUUGAUCGUAAUAUACAUCAAUUUAUUCAAUAUGCAACAAGAACAAGAAAAAAGUAUAAGAAUCUUUCUGAAAAAACUCCUUUGUUUUCUAAUGAUAUUAAAAACAUAGAUAAUUUAUUAGAAUCGAGUGAAGAAGAUGAAUCGCUUGAAAUUGUAAAUAUGAUGAAUUGGCCAAAAUCGAAGUGUGAACGAAUUUGGUGGUUGAUUACUUGGCCUAUAAAUUUCGUGCUUCUCAUCACGAUUCCCGAUUGCAGAAGAAGCACAUUAAAAUCUUGGUACCCCCUUACUUUUAUUAUGUGCAUAAUAUGGAUAGCAUCUACUUCGUACAUAGUUGGAUGGGUCAUUACUGUAAUUGGCGAUACAUUUAGGAUUCCCGAUUCUAUAAUGGGAUUAACUUUUCUUGCGGCAGGAAUGAGUGUACCGGAGGCUGUGUCGAGUGUUAUUGUUGCGAAUCAAGGACAUGGAGCUAUGGGCAUCAGUAAUUCAAUUGGUUCAAAUGUAUUCGAUGUAUUGCUUUGCCUUGGAUUACCUUGGUUUUUAAAAGCAGCACUUUUUUCGAAAGAAUCUGGCAAUCAUUAUGUGACAAUUAAUUCUCAAGGACUAAUUUAUAGCUCCAUAUCGUUAUUUUCUACUCUUACCGUUCUUUAUUUAUCUCUUUUAAUUGGCAAAUUUAAAUUAACACGAUCCGUUGGAAUAAUUUGUCUUACUAUGUAUAUCAUUUUCUUAGUAUUUGCUUCUAUCUUGGAACUUAAUAUAUUUUUCAUGGUUAAUUUACCCAUAUGUAUUGAUUGAUAUUUUAAUAAUUUAUGAUUUGUUAUAUUGUUAUUAGAUUUUAAUAUGAAAAUAGAAUU